Molecule: messenger RNA, 1287 nt
Organism: Heterostelium album PN500
Lineage: Eukaryota; Evosea; Eumycetozoa; Acytosteliales; Acytosteliaceae
Product: TLDc domain-containing protein
Exons: 7
Coding region: 1-1287 (428 amino acids)
Source: RefSeq, a predicted model, not a curated record
AUGACUUCUGUUGGUGAACUCAUCAUGAAAUGCAUGACACCAAAACCUAAUCAUUCAACUGAAAAAAAGGUCAAAAAAUAUGAAAUUUGUCCUGGUUAUUUUGAAGAUAAAAUUGCAAUUUUAUUUAAGGACUAUUAUAAUUUAACGACUACACAAGAGCCCAAUACUGAGAUUCUACAUCGACUCGAUAGUAGAAUGAUAGGUGUAUUGGGAGAAGCGGAUUUGGCCAAAUGUCAAGAGUUGCUUCCAAGAGAUCAGAGUUUUGUAACGGGAUUCCCGUUGCUGCUGCUGCAGAAUAACAGCACUAUCAGUCAUGCCAAGAGUGGUGUGGCGGCGACAACCACUACAACAACCUCAUCGACAUCGUCGUCAUCGUCGACCUCUACAACACCAACCUACACAACACCAAUACCACCGACAACAUCAUGGACACUCAUGACAUUCUCACCCAACGACACACCCGAUAUCCAAAAAGAGCGAGUUCUCAAGAUCGUAGCAACAGUAAACUCUAUGGUUAGAGAUUCACUGAUACAACAGAAACUAGAGGCUCAUCUCAACACCUCUGAGAAAAUAACAAUACCAAAUGUAUAUUAUAAAACUGGUGAUUUAUUAAUUGAAGGUGAAAUAUAUUUAACAUUACAAAGACUAUCGUUUAUUCAAAAGUGUGUAAAAGAUUUAAAUCUGAAAAUUUUAAAAAAGAACAAAGAUAACUACAGUUUUUCGAUCGACACCAUUUCCAUUUAUGAGUGUAAGCAAUCCGAAUUGAAAUGUGUAAAACACCAUCAAUCGGUUAUACUUUCAUCUCAAGGCAAAACACCUGAUAUCAAAUCUUCUUAUUUAUUUUGUUUCCUUAAAUCAGAGAUUGCAGAGAUUACAAAUAAUAUUAUUAGAGUUAUAACAGAAAGUCAAGAUAUAGUAGAUCAAGUUGUGAUGGAAUCACAACAUCAUGGUAGUAGUAAUGGUGUGAUCAAUUUCAAUGGUAAUAGUGGUAGUGUGGGAACUGGUGGUGGUAAUAACGAUCAGAACAAGUCAAAGCUAUCGACUUCGAAUUUGAGUGACAGUGAAUUCUUGUUGGUCGAUGAAAUCGAGAAUUUCAACGAGGUCGGUAGUUCUAAUGAACAAGACACCUACAUCGAAGAAGAAGAAGACAUUCACCUGACAGCAAACAGCUAUCAAACUAAACUAGAUGACCAACCAACACAUCAUCCCACUAAAAUCAACUUUAAAGUAAAUUCCGAUAUAUUAACAAACGAUGAUAUGUUAUGGGUAUGUAAUAAUGUUAUAUAA